Molecule: messenger RNA, 1002 nt
Organism: Hyphopichia burtonii NRRL Y-1933
Lineage: Eukaryota; Fungi; Ascomycota; Pichiomycetes; Serinales; Debaryomycetaceae
Exons: 4
Coding region: 1-900 (299 amino acids)
Biological process (GO): signal transduction
Cellular component (GO): nucleus; cytoplasm; nucleotide-activated protein kinase complex
Molecular function (GO): protein kinase binding
Source: RefSeq, a predicted model, not a curated record
AUGAGUGUUGAACAAUGUAAGAACAGAAUAAGUAAGGCUAAUACCGUAUUAACAGGAAGCCAUGGGAACCAGGCCCUCGACAACAGAGGAGGCCCCUGGCAGCCACGGAUAGAGGCUACGGACAGAGGACCCCGAGAGGCUACGCAGAGGACACGGAUAGAGGAUGGAGGAAAAAGGAGGACAAUGGGGAGAGUAAUCAUGACAUAUUAUACGUAUACUGUUACAUGGCCCGCUGGAAGGGAAGAAGUGGUUCAGAUCACUGGAUCAUUUGAUGGGUGGACGUUGUCGAGUGAAUUGACGGCAGAGAAUGAGUAUCAGAAGCAAUUUAGGUUUGAUAAGCCGGAAAAGGUUGUGUUUAAGUUUAUUGUAGAUGGGAAUUGGACCACCAAUGAUGAAUAUAAGGUUGAGUAUGAUGAAAAUGGAAUGAAGAAUAAUUAUAUUGAUGCAGAAGAGAUGAUUAAAGUUGAAGAAUUUGAAGAAGAAGAAGAUAAAGAAGAUAAAGAAGAAGAUAAAGAAGAUAAAGAAGAAGAUAAAGAAGAAGAUAAAGAUCGAAAGAACGACUUAACCCAAGUAUCAACCAGUUCAUCAUUUGCAGCAGUUCUGAUUCCAGGAUCAUCGGGAUCAAAUUUUGAAAAUGUGGAUGAAGCGAGUUGUCGUAACGCCCCCAUACAAGAACCAAUUAUCGAAUCCCCAAUCAACCAGUCCACCUCAACGUUGCCUCAAGGAACGGGAGGCCCUGGAGGAACUGGAACCAACUCCAUACAAACGAGUCACCAUUCUGGUUAUGGUCUUGAUGAUGGGGGUUCUAAUUUACAAAAUGAUUCAGUAAUGCCAGGAACAUGGAAUGAAACUACUAAGAAAGAAGGAAUUUUAUCAAGAUUUAAAGGUUUAUUUAAAUAAUAUAUAGUCUUACUUUUUUGACUUCUUUUUCUUUUUUUUACUAAUUUUAUUAUCUUCUUUUAAUUCAUCUUCUUUAGUAUCUAAUUUAGUAUCAUUUAAUUC